This is a messenger RNA of Bemisia tabaci, 2128 nucleotides long. Lineage: Eukaryota; Metazoa; Arthropoda; Insecta; Hemiptera; Aleyrodidae. The record is from RefSeq and is a predicted model, not a curated record.
CCAGUUUUCCGCGUCCCGAAAGUUGCAUCCGGUAAAUCGCUUCGGUAAAUCGAAAUUCGAUAGGUAUCGAUUGUCGAGACACUCGCGACGUGUUUUGGCCGUUACCUUUCCACACUUCGUGAGCACGAGCCCUGAUAAGGAUCACUUUUCGUAAUACCGAGGUUUCCGUCAGUUUGUGCUCCUUAAAAACUUGUGUCGCGAAUGAAACUCUCACCGUUCAACCGAAGUUAAUCGUCGAUACUUACGUUCCUCGUGUGAAUUUGUGUGUGCAAUUAUAGACAACUGAUUUUUUGCGAAUGCGAAAUUAAUAGCAAUUUUUCUCCUCAAGAAUAAAUUAAAAUCCUACAGGAUUAUCCACCCGACUCUCAGACAUCGACUUUGAUUUCAGGGAGUAGCUCCGUUAUAUCAAGUGCGUGAGUGUCCUCGUCGGUUAGUGCAUCUUCAAGAUGGAACGGAGGCUGCCGAUGAAAUCUCAACUCUCCGGGAGUGCGGUGACUCGCCGGUGACGAUUAAGUCCAUCCGAUAGUUCUAAAGACUGAAAGUGCGCGGAAAACCGAGUAAAAUGUCUCAGCAGUGCUACUCGAACGAGGGCUUCUCGCGGCAGAGCGAGGACCGCUACGAGUGUAUCGAUUCGACGGACGAAGAGCACGACCGGAGUCACCACUGGGAGGCCGACAACGAGACCUUCGUCGACGACUUCGACUGCUACGAGGACAUCCAGCAGUCGAACGCUCUUCUGGCCGCCCCGAACGCACCCGCACCCACCGGCACCAAGCUCUCGAGGAGCUGCUCGCAGUACCAGGCCACGAAGCCCGCCCUCCGGCACAACGCUUUCCCUUACCGCUCGCUCAACCUGAAAGCCCAACAACGGAUGCGCGCUUCCCCGAUCGGCGCUGCCGCCGUCAACUCCUUCCGCGAAGACGCGCCGCCCCCGCUCCCGCCACGCCAGACGAAGCCCCCGCACCUGGACCCCCAGGUCCCGAGCCCCCUGUGCCGGACCCCGGUCAAGCGGGUGCUCUCCCGGACCCACUCCGAGAGCCGCCGCUCGCUCAGCGUCCCCAGCCGGAGGCUCGACCCCAUGACCGCCGACAUCCUCGCGCCCAUGAUCGCCGCCGCCCUCAACAAGAACGGCAGCAGUUGUUCCUUGAGGCGCAGCCGCUCCACCAUCGCCCUCCGCCAGAACAGCAGCGCCCAGAUCAAGAGAGUCAACUCCAUCAACUUGGUCAGUUCCUCGGAGUCGACUUCGCCCCCGGUCUACGACACCAGCUCCUGCGCCCACUACACUUACGGCCACCUCACCCCGCGGCGCAACAACAUCGAGUCCGUCUUCGAGGUCUCCUCCACGCCGUCCAAGUCCAGGGUGCGGCGUCACAAGGGCGCCAAGCAGCGGCAGCUCUUCAAGGACCCCCACGACGAGCUGAGCCAGAGCUCGCUCCUCCGCCAGUCGCACAACUCCUCGCUCGUCCACCGGGGCUCGCCCAAAGUCAAAGUGACGUCACCAGGUAAUAAUUACGGUCAUAGGAACACCGCGGUUAUCGCUCCGUUGUACAGGUCGCAGAACGGGUCCAAAGCCAAUUUCGAGAACUUGGAAUGCGAGUUCGACACGCCUUGUUGCAAUAAUAACCAAUGCCGCUCCCCCUACAGGUCCCCGGAGAAACCCUCGUGGGGUCAGCUGCCCACCCCCAGUUUGGCCUUGGGCUCGCUUUACUGCGCGGCUUUCCUCCUCUUCGCCUCUGGUUUUAUCAGUUGCCUCCUCUGCUUCUAUCAGAUGUCGACCAGAGGCCGGAGGUACUAUUUGGACUUCGCCUUGUUCGCCGGGUUCGUUUCGAUUUUGUUAGGUUUUCUAGGUUUUAGGUUUCAGUACUGGAAGUGGUUCCCCAAUAGAAAUUAUAUUUCCGGUUACAUUUUGUCGUGUUUGUUUAGUUUGCUCUUGACGGGGUGUUUGGUGACGCUGCUUUACGAGCCGGACCUCGAACCGCCCAUGAUAGAUAUUGCUGGGGGUGCUUUGUGCGGUGUUGCCAUACUGUCGGCAAGUCUCACGAGCUUCGGUUUGAUGACAUCGUUCUGUUGCAGAUACCCACCUCCGGACAACAGGGUUGCCCACGCGGUCCAGGGUUUCACGGUUUAG